UCAGCUACGUGGACCAUAGCUGGCCCUUUAAGGACUAGGAGGUGCGCUGUCUCUUUAAGGCAGGUCCUUGUGGUUUCUGUUUUCUGAAGGAAGUGACGGGGGAUUGAAUGAAAAGUGCAGAACCGAGUUAAAGCGGGCGGGAGUGGGGGACAGAGGCAACAGCUGGGUUGGGGAGAGAUUGGCCAACCGGCCAUGCCCUGGGGGCUCCCGCUCUGAUACGGCCGCGCGGUUUCUCUGCACUGGCAGCAUUCCCGGGCUCAGCCCAUGUGCCCAGCGCGUACCGCUGGAUAGAGGCAGAGCCCCCUCUGGGUCCAGCUCUCCCCUCCCUACUCCCAGCUCCUAAGUUGGUACCAACUUCAGCCGAAGUUUGGCAACUCCUCUUCCCCCGACCCGUGCGUCGGGGGUGAGGAGGGGGCCCACCGGGCUAAGAAGGGGAGCGGUGGACUCCGCUUCUGCUGCCCCCGGGGAUGCGCUCCCUCGGGAGCAGAGUCCCGCAUCCUCCCCAGCUGCUGCUCCUGCUGCUGCUGAUCCCUGGGUUGCAGGCGCCGGCCGGGGGGUCCUCGGGGCUGUCGGAGCUGAAGGUCCGGGUGCGGCUGCCAGAUGGCCAGGUGACGGAGGAGAGCCUGCAGGCUGACAGUGAUGCAGACUGCAUCAGCCUGGAGCUGCAUAAACCCGACGGGACCCUCAUCUCCUUCACUGCAGACUUCAAAAGGGAUGUAAAGAUCUUCCGAGCCCUGAUCCUGGGUGAGCUGGAGAAAGGCCAGAGUCAGUUCCAGGCCCUGUGCUUCAUCACAAGGCUACAUCAUAACGAGAUUAUCCCCAGUGAGGCUAUGGCUAAACUUCGGCAGAAAAACCCUCGAGCGGUACGUCAGGCUGAAGAGGUACGGAGUCUGGAACAACUUCACAUGGAUGUGGCAGUCAAUUUCAGCAAGGGAGCAUGGCUGAGCCCCCACAUCCAUAAUGUGUGUGCUGAAGCCCAAGAGGCCAUCUACACCCGGGAAGAGGACGUCAAAUUCUGGCUAGAGAGAGGUGUGGAUGGCUCCAUGUUUGAAGCACUGCCUUCGCAGCCAAUGGACCUCUCCAGCCUACAACGUUGUCGGCUAGUCGGUGACCGAUGGAAACCUUGUCUCUGUCACUACGGGCUCAACUUAGCUUGGUACCCCUGCCUGCUCAAGUACUGCCACAGUCGGGAACCUAAUGGCCGCCUCUCCUCCUAUAAGUGUGGCAUCCGCAGCUGCCAGAAGAGCUAUAAUUUUGACUAUUAUGUGCCCCAGAAGCAACUCUGCCUUUGGGAUGAGGACACCUAACCAGGGCCGGGGGCCUUGAGCUAGGGAGGGGUGAGGUGCAGUGCUCCCUUAUGAGAAGCAGAGAAAGGGGCUGAAAAGCCUCUUCUUUCCUCAUCCCUUCUGGAGUCUCAGACCCCUUGCUCUACUACUGUGAAAAGAUUAACACAAAGGUUAACAGAAAACCUCCCCUUCUCCUCCCCAAUCCCUACUCCCUGCUCCUUUAUUGAGGGUAGGGGAAGAGCCCAAUAUAGCCCCCUCCCCUUAAAGUAUGUCAUUUUUCAAGUAACCAAAAUGUGACCAUUUCUUUUAUUUAAAUCUUUUAAGGUUCAAACCUCAAUAAAACCCUACUGGGGUGGGGGAGAGGGAAGGGAAGUAUAAUAAAUCCCCUGUCUGCUCUGCCCCUCUCCUCCCACACUUCUCCUCCCUGACUUAGAAGGAACCCAUACAAAUCCCUUCCUUAAGGGGCUUCUGUUUGUCUGCCCUCCCCGCCCCACUCCAGCAAGAGAUCUUCUGAGGACACUCCCCUCCCCUCUGCCAAAGGCAUGGGGGUAGGAGCAGCAAGUGACAUCAAUGAAUUACCCACGGGUAACAAAGGAAAGAAGGGUGAGGGCCAGAGAGGAUCACAAGCCAUAGCUCCCACCCCCUAGAAAGCCAGCAGUCUAUGGGUGCAGGGGGUAAGGUGGGGUGGAGAGAUCUCCCCAGCCCUCCCCCUACCCAACUGCAGUGCCUUCAUCCUCCAGAUCAGGACCUAGCUAACCAUUGCCAGCAAUAUUUUUUCCAUUUCAUAAGAUUAUUUUUGUAAGGGUGGGGGGAGGGGGAGAGGAAGGGUUGAAUUCCAGAUUUUUAAUGCAAAGUAUUUAUCAUUUGUAUCAGAAAUAAAAAAAAAGAAGUUUUUACUUUA
Messenger RNA from Trichosurus vulpecula (common brushtail), 2187 nucleotides. It is a transcript of the gene OAF, whose product is annotated as out at first homolog. The transcript is spliced from 4 exons. Lineage: Eukaryota; Metazoa; Chordata; Mammalia; Diprotodontia; Phalangeridae. The record is from RefSeq and is a predicted model, not a curated record. Bases 468 to 1307 code for a protein of 279 amino acids.